UGCUGCUGCUCGCCCUCAUGUGGCCGAGGGGGGUGUGGUGUGGUUACCACGAGAAGCGGCUGCUUCACCACCUGCUGGACCACUACAACGUGCUGGAGCGGCCUGUCGUCAACGAGAGCGACCCGCUACAACUGUCCUUCGGCCUCACGCUCAUGCAGAUCAUCGACGUGGACGAGAAGAAUCAGCUAUUAAUAACUAACAUCUGGCUGAAAUUAGAAUGGAAUGAUAUGAACUUAAGGUGGAACACUUCGGACUUUGGUGGUGUCAAAGAUUUGCGAGUACCACCUCACAGGUUAUGGAAACCUGACGUACUCAUGUACAAUAGCGCGGACGAAGGAUUUGAUAGCACAUAUCCGACUAAUGUGGUGGUUCGUAACAACGGCUCGUGUCUGUACGUGCCGCCGGGUAUCUUUAAAAGCACCUGCAAAAUUGAUAUCACCUGGUUCCCUUUCGACGACCAACGCUGCGAGAUGAAGUUUGGCAGCUGGACAUACGAUGGAUACCAACUUGACUUGCAAUUACAAGAUGAAGCCGGGGGUGAUAUAAGCAGUUUUGUGACAAACGGCGAAUGGGAACUAAUAGGGGUUCCGGGGAAGCGAAAUGAGAUCUAUUACAAUUGCUGUCCGGAGCCGUACAUCGAUAUCACAUUUGCAGUCGUGAUCCGACGGAAAACGCUGUACUAUUUCUUCAAUCUUAUCGUACCCUGCGUGUUGAUCGCCUCUAUGGCACUUUUGGGGUUCACUUUACCACCCGACUCCGGCGAAAAACUUUCUUUAGGUGUAACAAUUCUGCUGUCGCUGACGGUGUUUCUAAACAUGGUAGCGGAGACAAUGCCGGCGACUUCAGACGCAGUUCCACUUCUGGGUACAUAUUUCAACUGCAUCAUGUUCAUGGUGGCCUCUUCAGUCGUAUCAACUAUACUUAUCCUCAACUACCACCAUCGGCACGCAGACACACACGAAAUGAGUGAUUGGAUCCGGUGCGUGUUCUUGUACUGGCUGCCGUGGAUCCUGCGAAUGUCGCGGCCGGGGUCGGCGACGACGCCGCCGCCGGCGCGCGCGCCUCCCCCGCCCGAUCUCGAGUUGCGCGAGCGCUCCUCCAAGUCGCUGCUCGCUAAUGUGCUCGACAUAGACGACGACUUCCGGCACGCGCACGCGCAGCAGCCGCCCUGCUGCCGCUACUACAGGUCCCUCGACGAUCUACACGAACACUACUCGCCGGGUGGCGAAGAGAAUGGCGCAGGUCUUGCGGCACACAGCUGCUUCGGUGUCGACUACGAACUCUCGCUGAUUCUUAAAGAGAUCCGAGUCAUCACAGAUCAAAUGCGCAAAGAUGACGAAGACGCGGACAUAUCGCGGGACUGGAAGUUUGCCGCCAUGGUCGUGGACAGACUGUGCCUUAUUAUCUUUACCCUGUUCACAAUCAUCGCCACGCUCGCCGUGCUGCUGUCCGCGCCACACAUCAUGGUGUCGUAGCGAGCCGCCCACCUGCGACUGCGCGCGCGUAACGUUCUGUGAUACCGUAAUACGUGUUAAGUUGUGAUGUGCGAUGGGGCGCGGUCGCAGACGCCACGACCUCCAAGCAGACGUCGCCCGCCUCCGCGACCGCGCCACCCUAUAGUUAUAAGUUACCGCUGACUGCCAUCCCUAUGCGCUCAAUCGACUACUGCCUACCCUACUGAUGUCCUUAAAUUUUUAAACAAACAUGAGCGUAGAUCCGAAAGUAAAUGAGCAUGCAAAGUGUUGUUCUAAAGAUAUCCCAAACACAAGUUAUACCGAGAGCCAGCAAUCCUACGAUGAGUGGUUCCGAGUAGACGUUCGGUUCCCGAGUGAAUAUAAAAUAGUAUAAAGAGGCAGUAAAGUCCCAGGCGCUUGUAGAACUCCACGCUAGAAUAGUCGCCGCGCCGAGUCGAACGACCGCAGCAGCACUUUUGUCUGCGGCCGGUUCAUCAAUAUGAGCACAAAAAACGUCUUCCUUCUUACCGUUGAACGACCUGUUGAAUUUAAAAUUUAAAACUUUGUUAAAUCUUUCUUGAAUUCGUAAAUUUGUAUGUACAGUUUAGGAUUCGUUUCCGGGCAGUGAUGUGAGGGCCCGUGUUUUCUUCUCGUUCGAUUCCGUGAAUCGUGGUCGUAAUCCUUAAGUUUAUUUUCGGAUAUAUUUGUGUCCGUAGUUAGUAUAGAGGUUUACAAACAAUGUUAAUUCAAUUGGUACAGGUUGUGAUACGCCUCGUUGUAAACGGGUCGAUAUUGUUAUAAAAUGGUCAAAUAUCCAGGCUAAUAGCUUAAUAAAACGUUCGUUAAAACUUGUAGUUAAACAAAGUAUUAUUUUAUUAAAAUCAUACCCGGGUCUUUCGGAACGACUUAUACAAAUAAAUACAUUACAUGGUGAUAUCUCGUUUGUACCGACUUCUUUCAUAUUGCUGAUAUAAUGUUAGCGUUUACGGAAUUUCUCCUCUAUCGAAACUUGAUUGAUUAUAUUAUAAUACUUUUUGAUAUAAGGAUUUGGACAUGUAUUCAGUUUUUCUUUACAUUCAUCGCCAUGUUUUGUUGAUCAUCAUUAUUGCUGUCCUCGAUGUAUAUUUUAACAACCGAUCAAUAUUAUUCUUAUUACAUUUCAUCACUAACUAACCGCUCAUAUAAUCCUUUCCAUAUACCUAAAUCUAUAUCAUGAUACAUCUUUACUUUAGUUCAUCCAAAACCUUGAAGUGAAUAAUUUUAUUGUUGUUGAAAACAUUGUUAGCCUCUUAAGAAUAAAACGCAAGCAAUAGCUAGGAACUGCGUGGAUAUAAACUGACAAAUGUACCUACGCAUCUCCUGCGAAGCGUUUUGUUCUUUCGAGGCCGUGCUAUUAAAUAGUCGUAGGCGUUCCUUUUGGAAGUUGCGGGGAGCGUCUAUGAUUCUUGGCCCGGUGUUUUCUGUUAUCCCGAUUUUUAUUGUUGUUAUACAUUGAGUUGUCAACCUAUAAAACGGUUGUGUGACUUAUCGGACGGUAAACUAAGCGAAUGUAGAUCGCAAAGGAUACAACUAUCUACUAUUGGAUAGUGAAAUUUGCUUUGUUACCGUCUAAGUUAGGACGAAUCGUUCGUCCUCAUAAUUUGUUCAAUUGUUAGGGUUAAUACUCUGAAUUGCACUUUGUUUAAUAAAUAUAAA
Papilio polytes (common Mormon) is the source of this 3149-nucleotide messenger RNA. RefSeq names its product neuronal acetylcholine receptor subunit alpha-7-like (gene nAChRalpha7). Gene Ontology annotation, cellular component: neuron projection; postsynaptic membrane; synapse. Lineage: Eukaryota; Metazoa; Arthropoda; Insecta; Lepidoptera; Papilionidae. The record is from RefSeq and is a predicted model, not a curated record. Bases 18 to 1475 code for a protein of 485 amino acids. Gene Ontology annotation, molecular function: transmembrane signaling receptor activity; acetylcholine-gated monoatomic cation-selective channel activity. The transcript has 11 exons. Gene Ontology annotation, biological process: nervous system process; monoatomic ion transmembrane transport; signal transduction.